CAAAACAUUGCCGACAAAAACAAACCCCACGCUUUGUCGACAACAAAACAAACUCCCUUUAACUUCAUCUCUCUCUCUCUCUCUCACUACAGCUUUAAUUGAACCCCCUAAAAGUCCAAUUCCUCUCUCUCUAUAUCUUCACCAAACAAACUUACACACAAACUACAAUCUUGAACUUGUUCUUGCCAAAAUUUCUUUGUAAAAGCUAGAGCUUUUUGGUGAAUUCUUGUGGUACUUUUUCUGGGUUUUUGAUGAACUAAAUAACCCAGGAAGGAAUUUCUGAAUCUUUAUCUUGUUGGUGAGUUCUUGCCAAAUUUGUCCUUUUUGGGACUAUUGCUCUGUUUUUGCUCUGUUUUCUGCCUGAUGAAUUGGUCAUUUCUUGCAAAGUUUGUCCUUUUUUGCAAAAUUUAGCUCUGUUUUUACUCUGUUUUCUGCUUGGUGAAUUGGUGAUUUGUUGCAAAGUUUGUUUUUUUUUGGAAUUUUUUGCUCUUUUUAACUCUAAUUUCUGUCUUGUAAAUGUAAAUGGGGCCUGGAGUUUGUUAGUCCAAUUGAAGUAAUUGCAUUUUUUUGGCUUAGCUUCUAUAGUUUGGGUUUGAAAUGGUUCUGAAUUCAGACUCAUUUUCUUGUUUGACCUGUUCUUAAUCUUGUAGUGCACAUUUCUCUUUGUUCUUUCAUUCAGUUUUAUUGGGAAAUUUUGAAUCUUUUUUUCAAGAAUCUUUAUUGGGAAAUCUUGAGUCUUGAUUUCAAGAAAUUACCAAAGCUUUUUUUUUACUACUUUUUGGCCUUUUUUUGUGUGUAAAUUUGUGACAAUGUUACAAGAUGAUGGUUCAUCAUCAGUGACCUCAUCAUCACCUCUUCAAAACUUUCCAAUGACGUCACUUUCACCUAGUUUGAAUUCACCAUACCAUUGGCUCAAGGAGCUGAAAUCUGAGGAAAGAGGUUUAUAUCUAAUUCACCUUUUGCUCACUUGUGCUAACCAUGUGGCUGCUGGCAAUCUUGAGAAUGCUAACAUUGCACUUGACCAAAUCUCCCAAUUAGCUUCUCCUAAAGGAGAUACAAUGCAGCGAAUCGCCUCGUAUUUCGCUGAGGCGCUUGCUGAUAGGAUUCUGAGAUCUUGGCCUGGUAUUUAUAAGGCCUUGCAUUCGACUAAGCUAUCGAUCGUAUCAGAAGAUAUACUGGUCAAGAAAAUGUUUUUUGAGUAUUUUCCGUUCUUGAAAGUAGCUUCUUUGAUCACAAAUCAAGCGAUCAUCGAAGCUAUGGAAGGAGAAAAAAUGGUUCAUAUUGUUGAUCUCAAUGCUUCUGAACCCCUUCAGUGGCGUGCGCUGCUUCAGGAUUUGAGAGCGCGCCCUGAAGGACCGCCCCAUUUGCGGAUUACGGGGGUUCAUCAGCAAAAGGAAGUGUUAGAGCAAAUAGCACAUGUUCUAACAGAAGAAGCUGAAAAGUUGGAUAUCCCUUUUCAGUUCCAUCAGGUAGUUAGCAAAUUGGAAAAUCUUGAUGUUGAAAAACUACGAGUUAAAACCGGGGAGGCGUUGGCGAUUAGUUCAGUUAUGCAGUUGCACACUCUUCUUGCACAUGAUGAUGAACCCCAAAAGAAAUCCCCUUUGGGUUUCAAGCAUUUGAAUGGCCUUCACUUGCAAAGGGCAUUACUCAACCAAAAUACUUUAGGGGACUUGCUCGAAAAGGAAACAACUAAUGUUUUUAGUCCGGGAAAUGAAUCAGCAUCUUCAUCUCCGCUAUCUCCAACUGCCCCAGCAAAGAUUGACGGAUUCCUCUACGCGUUGUGGGGUUUGUCUCCAAAGGUCAUGGUGGUCACAGAACAAGACUCGAACCACAAUGGAACGACCCUUAUGGAAAGGCUAUCUGAGUCAUUGUAUUUUUACGCUGCAUUAUUCGAUUGUCUUGAGUUCACACUACAGAGAACAUCGUUAGAGCGAUUAAAGGUCGAGAAAAUGUUAUUCGGCGAGGAGAUCAAGAAUAUCGUAGCGUGUGAGGGAGUCGAGCGGAAGGAAAGGCACGAAAAACUGGAUAAGUGGUUUCAAAGAUUCGAUGGAGCCAGUUUCAGGAAUGUGCCUCUGAGUUAUUAUGCAAUGUUGCAGGCAAGGAGAUUGUUGCAGAGUUACAGUUGUGAAGGAUACAAGAUUAAAGAAGAGAAUGGUUGCGUGGUGAUUUGCUGGCAAGAUCGCGUUCUUUUCUCAGUAUCUGCUUGGAGAUGUAGGAGGUGAGAUUUAGACCAAGUAUUACAAUCAAAGGGAACUUAAAUAGUUUCCUCUUCUCUUCUCUUUUGCCAUGCACUUUGUAGGAAGGAACUUUUGUGUAGUGAAACUUGUCAUGGAAAUUGUAAUCUUUCUAUUAGUCUUGUUGUUGCCCUCUUUCUUUGUAUACAGUUCAUAAUUUUGUGAAUGCACUUUGUAUACAUUCUGAUUGUCCA
Nicotiana tabacum (common tobacco) is the source of this 2428-nucleotide messenger RNA. RefSeq names its product scarecrow-like protein 3. The record is from RefSeq and is a predicted model, not a curated record. NCBI's taxonomy places the organism in Eukaryota, Viridiplantae, Streptophyta, Magnoliopsida, Solanales, Solanaceae.